AUGUUGCGGGUCGGAGGACCGAUGCGGGUUGGAGGAGCAACAGGGGGCACGAUGUCGGAGUGCAUAGCAGAGCUCCAGGAGAGCUCGUUGCCAGACGCCUUCAAGCUCGCGCAGGUUCGCUCCCUCGUGAGAUACAUCAAGGAGGUGGGUCUCCUGCAGAGGAGGAUCAUCGACGAGAGCGGGUUCGAGGCCGACACCAACUCUUACCUGGAGAUCCUGUGCGCAAAAGAAGACGGUGAUCUGAUGAGGAAGGUCUCCUCUACGCGGGUGCUUCGUCAGGACUACGACGAGAAGAGGUUAGAAUGGAAGAGGCAAAAGAAGAGCGUAAUCAAUGCCAUCGGGUCCAUGACCGCAAGGACGCUAAGGUUUGAAGACAAGGAGAGGAAGACCAUCGCGCUGCACGCGCUGGCCUUCUACAAGAGCAUAAUGGCCACAGAUGACGGAGCUAUCCCCGGCGAGAGCGAGAGCACGGAUUCCUUGAUGGAGCAAUACAAGAGGCACCGAAGCGAGAUCUCAAAGAUUCCGAUGUACGCCGACAGCAUCCUCAAGAUGCUCAAGGACAUCCGCAAGACCGUCCGCGCGUCUUCCAAGCUGCAGCCGGGGACCAACUCCUUCGCCCAGUUCCUUGAAGAGUGGUGGGCGUCCGUGGUACAGUUCCUGCAGCAGUCGUCGAUCGUGGAAGCCGAAAAGAACGCCAGAGAGGUCAUGCAGACCCUCAAGAAGCUCAAGGGCAAGCAGGAAGAGGGCAAGAAGAGGGAGAUCUCACGCCUGCUGUCCAAGCUGGACGACAACGCCAGCAUUGACCAGCACCUCCCGGUGGGAUACUUGUCCGAGGAACUGCCACCGGAAGCGGCUGGUUUUCCUCCUUCGGACGAGUCCAAAACUCCGGAAGAAACUUCUAGCAUGUGA
Ectocarpus siliculosus is the source of this 909-nucleotide messenger RNA. Lineage: Eukaryota; Phaeophyceae; Ectocarpales; Ectocarpaceae. The record is from the annotation of a GenBank genome assembly.